ACUCCACAACAAAGUGAAAGAGAAGCUUGCGUAGCGCGCCCUCUGGUGAGAGAAUGCUAUAAGGCAAUGUGAAUUCCAUGCAUCGGGUUCAACAUUCUGAAAUUGUUGCCAUGAAACAAAAACAACUACUACAACAACAAAAAGAAAGAUAAAAAAACAAAACAAACCAAAACCCUUGGUCGACAAAAUACUAGAGAGUUGUUGAUGCUACUAGAUGUGUUGUAUUUGAAAAAUGAAGAUGGAUCAUAGAAUGCUUAACCCAGCAGCUGAAGUAGAAAAAUUCUCAAAGCUUGGUACACAAGAUAUUCAAAACAACCACCUAGAGAGGGCACUGGAGUCCUUCAAGUAUGCCUAUAAACGUUCUAAAGAACUAGAGGACGAUGGUUACACUGAGAGAGCUUGUGCAUUUAAUUUAGGUGCUGUUUACAUUGCUAUUGGAGACAGCAAAAAGGGAAUUGAAACUCUUAAUAGGGCAUUACCACCAGACAACAUCAGAGAGGGAAGGUCUAAUGGAGAUCUUUUUUUUAACUUGGGAUUAGGCUAUGAGAAUAUUGGCAAUACUGAAGAGGCAGUCAAAAAUUUUAAAAUUGCCUUGGAGGAGUACAAGAUAGAGAGGGAUAAUGUCCAGAUGGAAGCGGAAACUCUAGAGAAGUUGGGGCAGCUGUAUCUCAAGACAAGAAACAAAUUUGCUAUGGAAACAUUUGAUCAGUUGGCUCAGACAUACAGUAUUUUGGACAACCAUGCUAAACAAUUAUGGGCACAGACAGAAAAAGCAAAUCAACAGUUUGCCAAUAGUAUGUCCGAGGAAGCUGAAAAAACAGCAGAAGAAUGUCUGAAAUUGGCAGAAAAAUGUGGGCCUUUAGUGAAUAUAGGCACCAUCUAUAAUGAUCUAGGGCUGAUAUUUACUCAGAGGCAAAAGUAUGAGAAAGCAGUGUCAUGUUUCGAAUUGGCACUACCAAUGGUCAAGGGCCAAGAUGGGGAUGAAAAACAGUUGGCAGUGAUUCUUCAGAAUCUUGGGGCAACCUUCAACUUCCUAGGAAAUUACCAAAGUGCUGUUGAAUAUCAUGAGAAGGCUGCAAAUAUGUAUGCUAGAUUAAGGAACAGGAAUAGCCAAGGACAGUGUUUUGCUAACAUGGCAUUUGCUUACAGUCAGCUGGGAGAUGUACCCAGUGCUGGGGAAGCUUUUUUACAUGCCCUACAAGCAGCAAAAGAUUCAGGUGACAAGAGAACGCAGUGGCAGGUGUGUGAGGGGCUUGGAGCAGUGGCAUUCAAUCAGAAUAAUGUAAAAAAAGCUGUGGAUUAUUUCCAGAAGGCUCUGACUCUGGUGGCAUCAUCAGAACCCUCCAAUGCAAUGGCUCAAAACAGGAUUGUGGCCAAGAUAACAAUGGCUCUGCAGACCCAGGUUCAAAAGGAAAGUGCUCUGGUGGAAAGAAAAGAAAACCAUGCUGAGACUGAAGUUAUUCGCAGGACUCCAGUUAAAGAAUCUUUCAUAAGGAAAGAGGUAGCUACUCCGGUGAAAGUCAGCUCAACUCCAGUUGGAUCCCCCCACAGACAUGAAAGAUUUAUACCAGUUGCCAGGAAAGGUUCAUCUCUGAGGUAUGAGAAAGUGGCCAGAGGUCUGAGCAAGGACACCAUUAUUACAGGGGAUAGCUUCAGGUCCAGUACAAGGAACUCCAUGAUUGACAUUGAGUCUGAUGAUGGCUCAGAGGAAGAGGAGGAUGGGACUGAAGAGAAUGAUGAAAAGGAAAAUUCAGAUAUUGACAAAACCAUUCACCAAAUGGAAAUGUCAGAAACCAGGCAAGGGAGAACAAGCAGGAACAGCACUAGUAGAUCAAGUUUGGUGAAUACAAGCAGAAGACAAAGUGUUAAGGCAGCCCAAGUCCAAGGUCUUCACAGUCCUUCAUCAGACUCCUCAGAUGACUCAGAAUCUGAAUCUGAAGAAAACACAGCAAGGAGGGAGGAAGAGAAAGAUAAAAUGGCUGUCAAGGAAGCCAUGAAAAAACAGUUAGGUAGCCAAGAAAGCUCAGACAGUGACUCGGAUCCUUCCCUUAAGAACACUAGGCCUAGAGAUAAUGCAAAUCUGAAACAUGCUGAGGAGGAGAGUAACAGUGAAAGUUCUGAAGAUGACCGUCCCCCUCCUCCAACCCAAUCUCCACCACAGACAACCAUAUUACAGGGAGGUACAUAUGAAACACCAGAGAGUGUGCAGGAGAAGAAACUUCAUUAUGCCGACAUUAAGCAUGCAAAAUCAGUUCAAACAGGAGGUGAGAAGUUUGUCAGGCAUGCUGAACAUAGUGCACAUCCUAAUUUCUUGAGUGAUCAGGUAGAAACCUCCAGUAGUUCAGAGGAGAUUGAUGAUGAUGAAAAAAGUGAUGGAGAUUAUGAUCGUAAGAAGUCAUCUUCUAGGAAAAAUGAGGACUUGGAAGCUAGUGGGAGCUAUCAUGAAAUAGAAAUGGGUACAUUACAAGGUCCAGGGACUGCAGGAGAAGAUAGUCCACUCUACCAAUCGAUUCCAGCAAGAACAGAUAUAGCAAGAACACAGGAUGACGAGGCAGACACCCCCACUUUUGAGAAAGGUCCACAGUUUCAGAACUUCUCAGAUUUACCACGAGGAAUGAAUGUAGAUUCUUCCUCAUCUGACAUGGAUGUUUAUCACUUUGAGCAACACCAAAGGAUGCUGAAAGAGAAGAAUACAAAGCAAGAAGAGAAACCUAAAGACAGCAAAACAUGUGUUGUCAUGUAAAAAUAGCUAUGCUAUCAAAAACGUUCUAGACGUCUUUAUCAUAUAAUACUAUGUAAUCACAAUGUUUGAUGUUAUAUAUACGAGGGCGAGUCAAUCAGCCUAACUUAUUUCCAGUUGAGAUCCACCUCUUCUUUUUCGAUGUAAUUGCCCUCUAGUGUGAUGCACUUAGACCAGCAAUGUUCAAGUGCCAUCAACCCAGAACUGAAAAAGUCAGAGUCCUUUUCAUUGACCCACUCCUCAACUGCCGUCACGACUUCUUCGUCAGACCGGAAAUGAUGUCCAUAGAUAUCCUUUUUCAAGUUUGGGAAUAGGAAGAAGUCGCUAGGUCAGGCGAAUAGGUAGGAUGUGGUAUUAAUUCAUACCCGUUUCGCUCUACAGCAUCCAUUGCAACUUUGCAAGUGUGGACUCUCAUGUUGUCCUGUUGCAGCAAAACACCUUUAGAGAUUUUACCUGGGCAUUUUUCACAGAUGGCGGUUCUCAGCUGGUGUAGCGAGUUUGCAUAGUACACUCCAGUUAUUGUACUUCUCUUGGGUAAAAAUUCCAACAUAAUAACGCCUUUUGCGUCCUAAAAUACUGUGGCCAUCACCUUGCCAGCAGAUGGUUGCGUCUUGAACUUCUUUGGCCUCGGGGACCACAGGUCCUACCCACAGACGGCUCUGAGCUUUAUUCUCUGGCUCAUAAUAAUGAACCCAAGUCUCAUCUACAGUCACCAUACGCUAAAGAAAAUCAUCUUUUGACCUAAAACGCUUCAACAAGGCGCUGCAUACUGAUGCUCUGGUUGCCAUUUGCUCAUCACUAAGGGAUUUGGGGACCCAACGGGCUGUUAGCUUGCGCAUACCUAAAUGAUCAUGUAAGAUUGUUGAAACACUAUCAUGUGAAAUGCCUAAUGCCUGCACUAUUUCUUUCACCUGAAUUCGCCCAUCAGAGUGUACCAGAUCCUGAACUUUCUUCGUUGAUGGCAUCCAGUGGGUGUCCAGACCUGGCUUCGUCUUCUGAAUACAUUCUACCGCGUUUGAAAUUCCCUACCCAGAGCAUAAGAUGGUGCAGAAGACCCAUAAACAUCGUCUAACUCGCUGUGUAUUUCCUUGCCUGUUUUACCUUUUAAAUACAAGUACAGAAUUAUAGCACAGUACUCAACUUUAGAUGAAAAGCAUGCCUUUACAUCAUUAGCCAUGUUUGACAUUCAAUAUCUUAUUAAAGAAUGACUCGAUACGCAUGCAAUUUUGUACCCAGGUAUAAGACAUGUAUUUGAAACAAGGCAUGAAAAUCGUGACCGUCUCGAUCAAUCGGAAAUGUGAUAGGCUAGUUACUUAUUGACUUGCCCUCGUACAUCUAUACUACUAUACACAUGUAAUAAUUAUGGACUUGAAUUUUUGUCGUUUAAUGCUGGCUAAUCGGGAGAGAGUUGUCUUUUACUUUUAAUAUAGUAAACAUUGUAUAUUAUUUAAUAUUGUAGUCUUCAUAUUUGAACCUAUUUUUUUUUAAUCUAUUAUGGUUAAUUGAUUAAUAAAUCGGUGGAAUUUUAAA
Messenger RNA from Ostrea edulis (European flat oyster), 4270 nucleotides. RefSeq names its product tetratricopeptide repeat protein 24-like. NCBI's taxonomy places the organism in Eukaryota, Metazoa, Mollusca, Bivalvia, Ostreida, Ostreidae. Gene Ontology annotation, molecular function: protein binding. The coding region runs from base 233 to 2743 and encodes 836 amino acids. The transcript is spliced from 14 exons. The record is from RefSeq and is a predicted model, not a curated record.